Pyricularia pennisetigena is the source of this 1044-nucleotide messenger RNA. RefSeq lists its product as uncharacterized. The record is from RefSeq and is a predicted model, not a curated record. The annotation marks the transcript as partial. Gene Ontology annotation, molecular function: dioxygenase activity. Lineage: Eukaryota; Fungi; Ascomycota; Sordariomycetes; Magnaporthales; Pyriculariaceae. The transcript is spliced from 3 exons.
AGUACAUCCAUCUACAGCUCCGCCGCAUGGAGUAUGAAGCCGGUCACUAUGGCAAACGUUUCCAGGCUUGAUUUCGCCCAGUUCAGCCUGGGCACAAAACAAGAGAAGGAAGAGUUUGGGCGGACGCUGACCAAGGCUCUCAUAGAAUGCGGCUUUGUCAAGCUGAUCAACCACGGCAUUGCUGAUGAAGCCGUCGCCCACUUGCUAGACCAGUCACGCAGGCUCUUCUACCUCCCCACGCCUGUCUUGCAAAAGAUUGCAUGUGUUCCAGGCCCGAACCCACAACGCGGAUGGUGUGGACAAGGCACUGAGCUGGUGUCAAAAACACGCAAGGAGAAUUACGCAGGCCACGACGAUGUCAGCAAGCUGAUGGACGCCCGGGAACACUUUGACGCCGGGCCGCUCGACGAUUCGCAGUUCCCCAACCUCUGGCCCGACGAAGACGACGUGCCGGGUUUCCAAGAGACGAUAGCCAAGCACUACAGGGCCUGCCAGAAAGUAGCGCGCCAGCUCAUGGCGGCCCUCGAGAUUGGAAUGGGCCUCUCGCCGGGGGUGCUGGUGGACCGCUGCCGGCAAGAAGCGAGCGAGAUAUCCCUGAACCGGUACCCGCAGAUCGCGACCGAGACGCUGGCCGAGGGCCGCACGAAGCGCAUCUGGCCGCACACCGACUACGGCGUCAUCACGCUGCUCUUCCAGGGCGGCGUGGGCGGGCUGGAGCUCGAGGACCGGACCAGGCCCGGCGAGUUCCUGCCCGUGGCGCCGACGCCGCCGGGCCAAAAGGCCGAGAUGGUCGUCAACGCCAGCGACACCUUUGAGCGCUGGACGAACGGCGUCGUCAGGGCCGGCCUGCACCGCGUCGCGCUGCCGUACGACGAGCGGAGGGCCGUGGUGCCGGAGAGGUACUCGUGUGCGUUUUUCCAAAAGGCGAGCAGGGAGACUUCGGCCGGGCCGCUGCCGCAGUUUGUGACUGAGGAAAACCCGGCGCGCUACGAUGAGAUUACGGCGUUGCAGUUUCAGCAGCGCAGGAACCGGCUGCACUACUGA